AUGUCGUCAUCUUGUCACUCCCUAUUCAGGACCAUCUUAAAGCUACCUAUCGUUGUGGAGGCAUUUAAGCCUCAUGUGGGUUCCUCGUCUACCUCAAUUGAACAACAACUGCCAGUUGAUGUUGUCGUUGCUUGUAGUCAACAACUAGAACCAAAGGCGGCAAACAAGUGUUUUAUCUGUAGGAUGAAGGUUGGGUUAACUGGGUUUAAGUGCAGGUGCGAGAAUACGUUCUGUGGCGAGUAUUGGUACCCAAAAAAACAUGAGUGUUCUUUUGAUUUCAAGGGUGUUGGAUGUGAUGCCAUUGCUAAGGCAAACCCUAUUGCUAAAGCUGAUAAGGUGGAGAGGUUCUAA
Gossypium raimondii (Peruvian cotton) is the source of this 351-nucleotide messenger RNA. RefSeq names its product zinc finger A20 and AN1 domain-containing stress-associated protein 7. The record is from RefSeq and is a predicted model, not a curated record. The transcript has a single exon. Lineage: Eukaryota; Viridiplantae; Streptophyta; Magnoliopsida; Malvales; Malvaceae. The coding region runs from base 1 to 351 and encodes 116 amino acids. Gene Ontology annotation, biological process: proteasome-mediated ubiquitin-dependent protein catabolic process. Gene Ontology annotation, molecular function: zinc ion binding.